Molecule: messenger RNA, 834 nt
Organism: Argentina anserina (silverweed cinquefoil)
Lineage: Eukaryota; Viridiplantae; Streptophyta; Magnoliopsida; Rosales; Rosaceae
Exons: 2
Coding region: 6-647 (213 amino acids)
Source: RefSeq, a predicted model, not a curated record
UCAAAAUGGCAAAAACGACGCCGUCGCCGGCGAUUCUACUCCUCACCCUUCUCCUCCUGAUCACACCGCCGCCGUCUCAAUCCCUCCCCUACACCCAAUACCGCAACCUCUUCUCCCUCUCCCACUCGCUCAUGUCGCGCGUGGCCAACCUACGCGCCUCCCGCGGCGACCGCGCCGGUUCGGACCGGGCUCGGAACAUCGCGGCGAAAAUGGAAAGCGGGCUGGGCCUGGGCGUCUGGGGGUUCAUGUGGUCGGCAGGGUGGGACUACGUCAAGAACUACUCGUGGCGGGAGAUGCCGUACACGGAGAUGUACGGCGCCGCGUCGGAGGCGAGCGAGUUGAUGGGGUGGCUCGGUGAGUUGACUCAGAAGAAAUCGGACUCCGAGAGAGCCGCGUGGAUCGGGCAAAAUUACCGAAAUGUCUUCAGAGUCUCUAGUUCGCUGCUGCGUCGGCUCCUCAGAGUCUUCAGUCAGUCGGGGACGUUGAGAGAAGUAGUAAAGGCAGUUCAGACAGAGGUCGUACAGGGCGAGCUAUUGAGGGACUGUCUUGAAUUGGGCAGCAAUGACUUCCGAGGUGUGCUUCAAAUCCUUAGAGAUUUGGGAAUACAGUACGGUUCCGCCUCUAGUUCUAAGCACCAAGAGCUUUGACAUCCCUCUACUCCAAGGUGCUAAGAAAUUGUCCGAUUUUGUAGUUUGUUGUUGUACGAGUUUGAACCUUUGAAUGUUUGUAUGACUAUGUUGUAGACUUGUAGCUCACUAGUGGUCUGUUAUUCUCUUUCCCUUAAAUUUGCUCAUGACAAUAGAUUUGAGCGCGACAAUAUAGUUCAUGACCCCG